AUGGUCGCAACAUUUUCACCUCACCGGGAUGCCGGCGGAACUUUGCACCUACCUUCUCCUACUGGAAUCCAUCAUGUGGAUGCUAGCUCGGCAAUAAGACAACUGCGCCGCUCUUUGUCGCGCUCUCCUUCAAAGAGUUCUGACUUUCGUUUCUUGUCGCGCCCGCACUCUUCUCAAACGACUCCCUUUAUUUCCUCCCCGCUAUCGCCGUCGCGUCGUGGAAAUCUCUUUUUUGUCCCAGCGACCACAUCGAACUUAUCGGCAGCUACGCCAGCACCUUCGAAGCCGACAUUUUCAUCAUCAACUACAACUACCGCAGCUCCACCAGCCACACCUGUCGCGAUACCCUAUCCACCAAGCUCAAAAAUAACUCGACCGCUAAUGUGCAGGACUGGAUCCCUGCCAAAUACGCGUCAACGUACUUCUCCAAAGAGUCCCUCGAAGAGAGUUUUGAAUAUCUCUAGUGAUCAAGGCAAUGCAACUGCUACGCCGCCUGUCGUGUCAUUGAUCGAGAACGAAAGCUUCCUUCAAGAGCCUAGUAUUACAUCAUCUGAGAACUUCCAGCUCUUUUCAAACAAUAUCUCCACAGACAACAACAACAACAACAACAGUAGUAACCUCACGUUCAAAUCAACCUUCAAUCGGAUUGAAAAGCGACGCAGUGGUACCUUUGGGUCUCUGACCACAGCAGUUAGCCCCCUGAAAAGAAGUGACGGGGCAAUGAACCUCGACCAAGCUGAAUUUGCAAGUCCGUCAGCAAAACGUCGCAGCUUACAUAGCGUUGGUGGAACGCCCGAUUUCAGCAUUUUUGACGCGACUGACAGCUUCUCGUCAUCCAACGAAACCUCAGACAACAUGGUUCGCGAAACUGAACCGCAACCUUUUACUUUCUCCAGUCUACCUGGAGGCAACUUUGCAACCAUCCCAAAACGCUCAUCUUCUCUAAGACGCUCGACACUUCAGCAACGCCAGGGUGAAAGAUCGCUCUUCGGUCGUUCGCGAUUAAUGAACGUGGAUUUCCCAGACUCUCCCUCCCCCCCAAAGAGUCCAAUCGCCGCCAUGCAACAACGCUACCCUCUAGGCAGUGGCCUUUCAACUACUCCCAGUCAUGAGAGUUUAUUCACCCCACAACCACCGCCUGCAUCGAAUAAUCCACUAUUUGCGAAUGUUCAGCACGACAUUCCUAGUACAACACCCCACGCGGCGCAUCCUCUUUCUCGCACCAUCACGCAGUCUUCUUCAAGCUCCAGUCUGGCCGAUGAUUCACCGACGCAUGAGCCAGUUCAUAAGACUGAUCGUCCAAGGCCAAUAUUCAAUUUCUCGAAAUCUCUUCCUGUGGGUGCCAUCAGACCAGAAGCUCCCCGCCAGUUCACUCGAGAAGACUCAAACGCCUCCACGGAUUCCUUUGCGACGCCAGAGAACUAUCGACAAGCAAAGCCCUAUGCUGCUGCAUUCAUGUCUACUGGGCUGAUAUCAAAGAAGAACCGAAACGCAGAGGACCUUCAGAGCUCGUUUGGCUCCAGUAAGAAUAUGCCCGAUACUCCUUGCAAGCGAUCGUCAACUUUUCUGCCAUCUGCGCAGAAGGCGCUGCCUGUUCGACCAAUUUCACGAACAAAACUAGCUCGCCAAACAUUUGUUGCUCCUUCCACCCCAUCACACAGCGCAGUUCCAGCUUCAGGUCCGUUUUCACGAGGUAACGGUGGCUUGAGCAAUGUUUUCAACCGACCUUACCCGUCACGUAGGGAUAGCUUUGUGAGUGUCGAUGGCGACGAUCGAUCAAUCUCCAAUUCACCUUCGGCACGCCAUGACAAUCAACGAACGAUCGAUUUGGAUCUGCCCCCGACUCCAACCAAGCAAAUUUUCUCCGUAAGUCAUAUGCAUGGGACACCCCUCGGCGAUCCAUCUGUACAGUUGCAGAUCGAUGCUUUGGAAAGUACCACACCUUGCACCCCGAAAGAUGACAAGAUCUUUCCACCGGAUCCAAGUGGACUAUCAAUUUCGGCACCUAACGAGUCAGCCUUAAGCCUUGAUGAUCUGAAUGCAUCUACAAUAACUUUUCCGGCUACUCCCACCGCACCGCGCGACUACUUUGCACCAACUGGUCAGCGGAAAAGCAUGUCUCUUGGUGGUUUCAGUGCUAUGGAUGUCGACACCAGUUUGACGACUCGGUUCGAUAAAGUCGAGCUUAUUGGCACUGGAGAGUUCUCGCAGGUAUAUCGAGUCUCGAACUCUCCUGAGAACUCUCAAUACAAAUCGAUAUUCUCCCUGCCGUCAGCCGGCUCUACUUCCCCAGCAGCUCUGCCUGAACGUGUAUGGGCUGUGAAGAAGUCCAAACAGGCAUUUGGCGGCCCCAAGGAUCGCGGCAGGCGGAUGAGGGAGGUUGAGAUUCUGCGGGCUCUUGCUAAUUCAGACCAUGUGAUUUCUUUCAUUGAUAACUGGGAAGAUAGAGGUCAUCUCUAUAUUCAAACUGAAUACUGCGAGGAAGGAAGUCUGGAUAUUUUUCUUGCUCAUGUCGGACUCAAAGCCAGACUUGAUGACUUUAGAAUCUGGAAGAUUCUAUUAGAAUUAUCACAAGGAUUAAAACAUAUCCAUGAUUCCGGCUUCAUUCAUCUCGAUAUCAAACCUGCCAACGUCCUCAUCACCUUUGAAGGAGUGCUUAAGAUAGGCGAUUUCGGCAUGGCUACAACAUGGCCUGCAGAGAAGCACAUUGAAGGCGAAGGUGACCGAGAGUACAUGGGCCCAGAAGUUUUACUCGGAAUGUACGACAAACCAGCCGAUAUUUUCGCCCUUGGUCUCAUCAUGUUUGAAAUUGCUGGAAAUGUUGAACUUCCAGACAAUGGAGUAUCAUGGCAGAAGCUUCGGAACGGUGAUAUUAGUGAUGUUCCAAGUCUGACAUGGAGCUCGGAAACAAGCAUAUUACGUGAUGCAUCGGGCAACCCGUUGUCUGAGAGUUCCUCUUUCGACGAACUCUGCCGCUCUGAUCCCGCGUUUGAGGACUUGGGAGUUGACUUUUCCAGAUCCCGUGUGACAAAACCACAGUACCUUUCUCGCAGAGGAGAGUUGAUUGAGCCUCCCACUUUCACGAUGGAUGCCAACCACGAAGAUUCCUUGGAUAAGCUUGUCCGCUGGAUGAUCACCCCUGACCCAACUAGCCGACCAACUGCUGAUCAGCUCCUACAAGCAUAUGGAACACAAUGGGCUAUGUCCCGCCGUCGCGCUGGGGCCACAGUUUUCGAAGGCAACUGGGGGCCAGCAGAUGAUGUCCUUGAAGAGGACGCAGAGAUGAUUGAUGUUUGA
Talaromyces marneffei is the source of this 3297-nucleotide messenger RNA. RefSeq lists its product as uncharacterized. The record is from RefSeq and is a predicted model, not a curated record. NCBI's taxonomy places the organism in Eukaryota, Fungi, Ascomycota, Eurotiomycetes, Eurotiales, Trichocomaceae. Gene Ontology annotation, biological process: protein phosphorylation. Bases 1 to 3297 code for a protein of 1098 amino acids. The transcript is spliced from 2 exons. Gene Ontology annotation, molecular function: ATP binding; protein kinase activity.